AUGUGUCACCCAUACCUCAGAUUCCUCAACUCCUCUGAGCCUCUGGCCCCCCACGCAGUCUCUCCACCCAGCCCACCCAGCACUCUGUCCGGGUCCCACUCCCAUCCCCCGUCCCUCACCCCCGUCCACCAUCCAACGUCCCUCACCCCAGUCCACCAUCACCUGUCCCUCACCCCCGUCCACCAUCCCCCGUCCCUCACCCCCGUCCACCAUCCCCCGUCCCUCACCCCAGUCCACCAUCCCCCGUCCACAUCCCCCGUCCCUCACCCCCGUCCACCAUCCACCGUCCCUCACCCCCGUCCACCAUCCCCUGUCCACCAUCCCCCGUCCCUCACCCCCGUCCACCAUCCCCCGUCCCUCACCCCCGUCCACCCUCCCCCAUCCCUCACCCCCGUCCACCCUCCCCCGUCCACCAUCCCCCGUCCCUCACCCCCGUCCACCAUCCCCCGUCCCUCACCCUCGUCCACCAUCCCCCAGCCACUAUCCCCCCGGCCACCAUCCCCCGGCCACCAUCCCCCGGCCCUCACCCUCGUCCACCAUCCCCCGUCCCUCACCCCCGUCCACCAUCCCCCAUCCCUCACCCCCGUCCACCAUCCCCCGUCCACCAUCCUCCGUCCCUCACCCCCGUCCACCAUCCCCCGUCCACCAUCCACCGUCCACCAUCCACCGUCCACCAUCCCCCGUCCACCGUCCACCAUCCCCCGUCCACCAUCCCCCGUCCACCAUCCCCCGUCCACCAUCCCCCAUCCCCCGUCCACCGUCCCCCGUCCCCCGUCCCCCGUCCACCAUCCCCCGUCCACCGUCCCCCGUCCACCAUCCCCCGUCCACCAUCCCCCGUCCACCAUCCCCCGUCCCUCACCCCCGUCCCUCACGCCCGUCCACCAUCCGGCAAAGCCGUCUCCUCCUUUUAGCAUCAACACCUCAGCUACAGGGAGCAUAAUGAGAUUCCACAUGAACAAAACAGCCUCUCUGAGCUGCCGCACCAGCAUGAUGAUGGAAUGA
This is a messenger RNA of Oncorhynchus kisutch (coho salmon), 1002 nucleotides long. RefSeq names its product extensin-like. Bases 1 to 1002 code for a protein of 333 amino acids. The transcript has 2 exons. Lineage: Eukaryota; Metazoa; Chordata; Actinopteri; Salmoniformes; Salmonidae. The record is from RefSeq and is a predicted model, not a curated record.